Molecule: messenger RNA, 534 nt
Organism: Aspergillus bombycis
Lineage: Eukaryota; Fungi; Ascomycota; Eurotiomycetes; Eurotiales; Aspergillaceae
Exons: 3
Coding region: 1-534 (177 amino acids)
Source: RefSeq, a predicted model, not a curated record
AUGCUUUUCGGGCUUCUGGGCACGGCAUUUCAAUUUUGGAGAGUCGGGUUGCUCGUCCCUUUGGCCAGUCCCAUUGUCCCAACCGAUGCGCUCGGGUCCUUCCUCUCCACGUUCAUUGCAGGAUACGGACCCAAUUUUGGCAAUUCCUUCCCGAAGACUGUCGCCAUGCGCCAAUACUUCCACGCCAUCUGGCAGUUUUUCCCCCAUCACCGUGCCCCUGCCGCAGGCUCCCCCCACGGUGGCCGCAGCAGGAGGAUGAAGCGAAACGAAAAUUUCACUCCAAGUCCGCGCUACAUUCGUUGCAUCUAUCGAUCGCUCGCUCUGGUCUCUAGAUUGACCUUGGUUCACACUCAGCAUUCGCUUCCGGAGGGAGUCUCGCGGAUCAGUCGACUUUUGCAGGAAUCCCCCCAACUUCCCGCGACGAGCUUUGGCGACGGUGUUGCGACAUUCCUCAAGUACGAUGCAACGAUCGCGAUGAUCAUUGGACUUGUUUGGCUACCGGGGGAUGACAUUCAGUUUCGUGGUGGACGGUGA